AUGGCGUCUUCUUCCUCUUCCUCUGCAGCACCAACUUUGAUCUUUCCUGAAGAAAAGUUGACCAGUGAUACAAAUCAUUCUGAUCCAUCUCCAACUGAUUCAGUAUUUUCGUCUACUGAUAAUUCGUCUGCAAGUGACACAACAACAAAAAAAUUAACAAAAAUUCUUUCGACUCAGUCAAGUUUUGAUCGUCAUCAUCCUGUUCAUCCGAUUGCCAAACGUUUUUCAAUUGAUGCUGAUCCUUCGUCAAUCAUUUUGAAUACACCCGUAACUGAUUUUUCCAAUCAUCUAUCGCAACAAUUAUCAGCAUCGGAUCCCGACGAAACUUCAUCAAUUCGUACGUCUUCUCCAAGUAUCUUCGGCAAAGAGACAUCACCAGUUCGAUCACCAUCAUUAAAACAAAGUGAUAGUUUUUUGGAAAUACCCUAUGAAAAAGGUGAAAUAGUCGAUCUAAUCAAAUUGGCUGAUGAUCCGAACUCGACAGCACAUCUUACAAACGAUGGACACGAAGUAUUACUCGAACAUGGAACUGUUGCCCAGUGA
Molecule: messenger RNA, 543 nt
Organism: Rotaria socialis
Lineage: Eukaryota; Metazoa; Rotifera; Eurotatoria; Philodinida; Philodinidae
Source: the annotation of a GenBank genome assembly